Striga hermonthica is the source of this 924-nucleotide messenger RNA. Lineage: Eukaryota; Viridiplantae; Streptophyta; Magnoliopsida; Lamiales; Orobanchaceae. The record is from the annotation of a GenBank genome assembly.
AUGAGUGAAUUUGGUGGGGGAUCUGAUCCUCCAUCUCCCCCUAUUUCGAUCACAUCGUCUGAGUCGUCCAUGAGCAGUGGCUUUGAUGCUAAUCGAAUUGCAGAGGUGAAGGCAUGGCUCGUUUCGCAGUUUGAUGCAGCCGGGAAAGACGUGCCGGAUUUCGAGUACACUCCCCGGAGCAUCUCUCACUUGCACAAUAUAGCCACCCUUUCGCAGGCGAAAACUCAGGCGGCCACCAUUGUGGCCGGUGAUUUCCGUCUGAAAGCUGCCGAGUAUCGUUCACAAGCUGCUAGGAUAAGAGAGAUACUAGAACAUGUGGGAUUGGCACAGGAGAGUUUCCCAUCGAAUGUGGUGUCGUCUUCCCAAGUUCUUGCAAAUGUGGCAAAUCUGUUGAAUAUUAGGGAUACAGAACUAAGUAGUUUUCUUGUGGCAAUGGCGGAUCUAUCCCUGAGAAAAACGGCAGUAGAAGAGAAGAGAGCCAAAGUACAGAAGGAGUCUAAGGAACUUCUCGACUAUACUCGAAAGGCAAUAGCAAGAUUGACUUACUUGAAAAGAACACUUGCACAAUUGGAGGAUGAUAUAGCUCCUUGUGAAGCUCAGAUGGAACACUGGAAAACGAACUUGGCCAUAAUGGAAUCAAAGGAAAGACAGUACUUGCAGCAAUAUUCUAAUUAUAAGGCAUUGCUCAAUCGUGUGGGAUAUAGCCCUGAGAUUAGUCAUGGGGUGUUGGUUGAAAUGGCCGAGCACCAGAAGGACCUGGAGAAGAAAACAAAACCAAUACUCGAGACACUUAGAAGCUACCAGGAUUUACCCCCGGACAAGGCAUUGGCAGCACUUGCUAUUGAAGACAAGAAAAGGCAAUUUGCUGCUGCCGAGAAGUACCUUGAAGAUGUGCUUCAAUCGGCUCUAGCUUCUUCCGAGUGA